CGGAGGUGGGAGCUGUUUGAAGUGCAAAGCUGUUUUUGUGGCUGGGAAGGCUUUUUUGUUAGUACCUGUGUGAGAUGGUGGUGUUUCCCCCUUUCCCCAGGGAGGUCAGUAACUGUUUUAUGGCCCGAAGACUCUAAAGCAAUUUAAGUUAGAAGGCGAGUAGGACUGGUGGGUUUCAGAGGGAAUCUUGGGCUGAUUAAAUUUUAGGUCUUGCUUUACUUCCUCAUAUCUUUUUAGGCCUCAGAGUUGAUACUAUGAAAGUUUUUGAGUAAGAGCGAUGGAUCUUAAUUGAUGAAUCAAAAUUAUGAUAGAAUGUUCAUCCUUAUUCUAUUUUGGAAAAUCACGGCUAGAGUUUUAAGUGAGGUAAGUGAAGUGAGAAGCUUAGCGGAGAAGUUAAAUCGCAGAGAAGUUGGGCCGAUUCAUUGAACUUUUGUAGAUUGAUUGAACUUUUGUAAAUGCACCAGGUGAAGAGGGAAGGGUCCAAGAGGGAAAAUAAGUACAAAGAGAACAUACAGAUAGGGCCGGAGACAAAAUUACAAAGAAAUGAUAAUUCUAGGCCUGGUUGUUGGCUAAAAUAUGAUUGUUCAAAGCAAAAAUAAAAUAGGAACCUUCUAACCACUACUUCAAAGCCCACCAGCUCUUGAGUUAAAACCUAUGGAUCUUGCUGGCAUCAUGUUACUUUCCUGCUGGUUUUAGGAAAAGUUGAUCAUUUAGAAAAGGCUGCCAGAGUUAAAAAUGCAAGGGGCAGCAAAGGAAAGUAAUGCGGGCGGCCAGUUCUUGACGUGGACAAAAUGAGAAUGAAAGUUUCUGAGCUCACUGCUGUGAAGUUUCUUACAUGCUGCUCAUUUGCUUAGAACGCUUUCUCAGAUAUUCCACCGCUUAAUGUAAAAAAGCAAAGUAGCUCUAAAAUGGUGUGGGCUUUUUUUUUUUUUUUUUUUUUGCUUUCCCCAAGUAUGCCAGGGCUGUGAAUAAAUACAGGGUUUGUAUGGGAAGAUGAAGCGUUUCCUGUAAGUUGUGAUGCUGACAGGACAGUCUGGAAAUGAUACCAACGUUUGGAAGAUUUUUUUUUUUUUUUUACCUUUAAGUGAAAGUUUAUUAAUGACAUGCUUAAUCUUAACAAGUCAAACAUAUUGUUCUUAGAGCUUAUCUCUCCUCAGAUUUCAUAACUUCCUUUUAAAGCUAUACCCCUGGAUGAAAACAUCUCUAGAUUGAGUUAAAUAUACCGGGCCACAAACGUGCUAAAGUUUGAUGAUUAUUUUUUAAUAUGAACAACCUGAAAAUAAAACUCCUGACGGGGGGAUAAAGUUUUAAUGCCCCAUUAUGACUUGAUUUCUCUAAAUGCGAGGCAUUCUGCAGCUUCAUUGAUACACUGUUGGCCGAGUAUUGUUUACCAUGAGCGAGUUGAUGUUUACAGCUUCCCAAUAUAUCUAUUAUAUGUUAGGAUAUAUUGUGUGUAGAAUACUUUUCCCACACAUAACAACGGAGUCUGACACUCUCCAAAUAAAUGGUGGAACAUCGCAAGUUCCUUACAAAAAAGUUUGUCACUCCUUUGAAUUCUACACGCUGUAAGGGUCUGCUGCUAUUUAGAUGUUGUCCUUUGUCUGUGAAAGGUAACAUUAAAAGUAAAGAGAAGAAUGUCAUAGUAGUUGUGAGGUCUGAGUUGAUUUUAGAGCUCAGCAUUCUGAUGAUUAAUAUUCUCAACGAGUUAAUAAAAUUUUUACUUGAAAAGAGGUUAGAAUCCAUAAUCGUGUGCUAAUCGUAAGUGAGUUACACAUGUCUCUUCGACGUUUUCAGUAUUAUUUUUACUUUUCUUUUAAGUCACAUCCUCCUCCUGAGCUUACUCUGAUUUCCAGAGUAUAGGUCCUCCUGUAAUACACAUAAGGGAAUCUUCAUUCAUAAGGAGAAACUUCAAAACAGGGAAAUGAAUGCAUCUGUGGAAAAGCUGCUUUUAAGAUCUUAGUAUUUCAAUGAUGUUUCUAUUACUGGUAUUAUUAUUUGGUGAGUGUGUGCGUGUGUGCGUGUGUGUGUGCAUGUGUGUGUGUGUGUGUGUGUGUGUAUAGAGACAGACAGAAAGAAAGGAAGAACACAGUUUGCAGUUAAUAAUCUGCACAUUCCUAUAAAGAACAUGCCAAAGGGUGUUAAGUUUUAAUAAACUGUUUUCUUACCUUCUUUGUGGAAGUAAAUAAACAUUACUGAAAUUUUUAGAAAGACUUGUGGCAAAUUGUUUUUGAGCUAGAAUUUUUUUUGAUUUUGAAAUCUGUACAAAUAUUGAUAACUGGACUUUAAAUGUUUUUUAAUAAUGCAUAUAAUCUAGAAAAAUAUUUUUCUUUCACUACCCCUUUUGGUAGCAAAUAAUAAUGUAAUAACAUUAUGCUAUUGUGUAGAAAACAAAAAUAGACUUUAAGAACGUUAUGGGCAGGUGUUUACAAUUGAUUUAAAGGGAAAAUUAGUAUUUUUGAAAUAAGCGAUGCACUUAAAAUAAAGUGACUGGUGCACAUUAAAACAUAUUCUUAUUAAGAUAUUCUCUGGUGUGUAAAAUGAAGCCAUUCAUUCAACAGACUGACAACUUUCCACUUGGUAUUUGCCUUUGCUUAAUUUAGUUUCCGCAGGACAGCUAGUGUGGUAGUCUGCAUCUGUUUUUGGCAGGCACAGAAAACUAUAAACUGAGACAGUUCUGUCCCAAAUAGCUCACAAGUUACAAUCAAUUUGAUAAAAACAGGCAGGUCUUAUGGACUUGCUGUCUGUUGUUCAUCCUUGGUCAAGCUUUCAGGUAACAGGUUUCUUUCUCUCCCCGUUUUGCUGGUUAUAACUACUAAUGCCAUUGAUAACUAAUUCUGAGUCUUGUUUACUCAUUUAUCUACUUUAUUUAUUAUUUAAUGAAAUUUGGGGAAAUUAAUGACAGCAUAUCUAGACUUGGUUUUACUUUAUGUGAUAACUAUGUCUUUUGAUAUCAUACAGAAAGUAAUGAAUUCUUUCUUACUAUAAUAGGUUUACAAUUUAUGGAAUUGCACAGUCCCCUUAGGUGAAAUGUGAAGAAACUUCUAGCCCUUGCCAAGUAGAAAUCUCAUCUAAUUCUCUGAAGUUCCUUGUAAUUGUCAUGUAUAGAGAAGGCUAAUGCUCUUUGCUGUGAUUCCCCUUGAAAAAAAUUAAGCAGAGUUUUUUUAAUAAUCAUCAAAAUUAUUUAUCUCCUACAAGCUUUAACCAGUGGAUUAAAGUAAAUAUGCUAAAAUGCCAACUGUUGUUUUAUACUACCGUUCAGUAGCAAACAGUGCUGCAGAGGGAAUAACCACUUUUAAAAUUUUCUCCUCAAGUGUCAGUGGGUCGUAGGCUAUUUGUUUAUUUGUAUAGGAUAUUUGGUUAAUUAUAUAUGACCUUUACUAAUAAUGUCUUUAAUGCUGCUCCUAUGGUCAGCUCUAGUAUUGUGUUACUGUGCGUUUCAGAUGCCUGGGAACCAAACUCACUGGUCUUUCGUUUGGUUCUCUGGUGGGUAUCAUAACGUAGAACCAGAUUUAGUUUAGAAAGAGAUCUUUGGGCUUAAAGAGACCUCUUUGCUGAAUUUGGGGAAGGACCUAUGGAUGAAAAUUAUUUGAAUUGUUAAGAGUUCAGGAAGAAGCAUGACUUGUCGCGGUAGCUGGAGUAGCUGUUACAGUAGCAAAAUGUCUACUUUUUGUCACUCCCCCCACCCCCCUUUUUUUGUUUUUUGUUUUUUCCAAGAGCACAAAUCCAAGUAGCAAAAGCAAAGAUGAAAUUAGCUAUGCACUUCAAAUGUGAAGCAUCAUUGGGAAUCAUUUUCUGAUUCAAAGCUGUAAUUAAAAUACAAAUAAUAUCAAAAUACCCCCAAGAAGACACUAAGGGUACGCCUUUUGUUCCUAAGCAUGUUUCAUUAAGAAUAAGAAAGAAAACUUUUAAUUUUUAAAACGUUUCUAGCUCUUUAAAAACCUGCAGUAAAUACUUUACAAGUGGCUAGACACCUUCCCUGGUGGUUUAGUUUAUACAAGCAGGAAACUUUCUCUCCUACUCUUUCUCUCUUUCUUGUUUUCUUUAAACCAACUGACGUAAUGCCAAACUUUGCUUUAAAAGAACAGACAGAAGUAAUUGGUAGCUUUUAACUUUUAAUAAUGUUCUGGAUUGGUUUUAGUGGCCAAAAUGCCAUUUUUUUAAAAAAAAAAAAAGUUCAAGUAAGAACGGGCUUGUGGCCUGAGGAAGAAAGGCUCUGUUGAUGUAGUUAUUUUUAUUCUUGUUUUUCAAUCUGUUAUUAAAAAUCUUUCCUGCUGAGCACUGCUGGAUUUCUCCAAUUGCUCUCUGUGAUGGCUGGUGCAUUUCAGGUUACCGUAACUUAAACAGUUUUUGGGUUUUGGGGGAGAGUGGGUAUUUGUGUUGCGUUAUUUCUUUCUUAUUUGGAAAAAAAUUUGUUUUUGUUUCAAUUGACAUGAAUUAAUUAAGAUUAUCAAUGGCGACAGGUCAAUGGAUGUGUUUAUAUAAAGAAUGCUACACCUGUUAGCAAGAGCCUGAAAUGUGGAAGUUUAAUUGUGACAUUAAUCAUUUUUAUGUGCGGAGGAAGGAAAAUAGAUGAAACUUUACAAAAAUAUAUUUUUAGAUUGAAAGCGUUAAUUUUAAGGUUCAGUUUGUUUCUACCGGUGGUUCUUUUAUUCUCACAAUUUUAGAUGAUAAUAUUUUAACCCUAUUUAUCACACAGUGUUUUUAGUUUCCUUUUUUUUUUUUUUUUUUAAUUCGUCCUUUACUCUCUUCCUGAUCUUACACAGGCAAAUAGAACUUUCUCCAGUUAAGGGACAUCUUGGUGAUGUUGAUUGGCAUCAGGGCAACUUCAGAAGCUGGCAAGUAGGAAAAUCUUUUCAGAGGGCAAAAAGAUUUGUGCCAGUUUUUCCUUCCUUGGGGAAAGACACUCCAUCCAGAAGUGGGGCCCUCCACCCCAUUUGGUGGGGCAGAACGGAGUAUCGACAUUUCUGGUGUGAAUCGUUCGUAAGGUUUAAAUCUUAUGGGUACUUGUCUUAGACUUGGCUUUUAACCCCAAAUUUGUUUUAAGAGUUUUUUUUUGUUGAGAGUUGUUGUUGUUGUUACACAGAGCACAUUUUAAAAAUAAUACAUAUUGAACUUAGGUAUCACGGAGAUACCUUAAAAUGUCUCUUAUGUUUUUUACACUUAUAAAAAGCAUUCCUCAUAUUCAGGGAAGUUGAAGUGCUCUCCGCGUAGACAUUUGACAGUUUUGACUUAACCUGACUUACGUCUUUCUCAGUUUUUCUUGUGAGAGCUAAGACUUUAGUCCACAUCAGGGGCACUGUUUCUCUGGUAACUACUUCUUUACUUACGGAUUUGUCAGGGAAGACCUUAGUAACUGAAGCUAGAAGUUGUUCACGUCAGCAUGGUGAGAAUGUCUUGAUGUAAGUCUUACUUUACGUUUCAUAGAGUUUUCAAACAUAAAUUUAAAGUUACUGGUUUCUCUGUGAUUGCAUUUUUAUUUAAUGAAUGUUGGUUUAUUACUUCAAAACUGAGUGAACAGUAAUAAAGUGUAGCAAGAAGGAAAAAAGGCGGAGGGUGGUGUUUGGAGCAGCAGUGCUUUGAUAUCAGCAGUUUGUUUACUGUUCAGUGGUGGGGAGGGGUUGGAGAGGCUUUGUGGGAGAUGAUAGAAAAAAAAAUCCAUCAAUUGCGCAUAUGAUCCCCUCCCCUUAAGGUUUACUUAAACAAUAUGUUUCAGUUUUGCCUCAAACCAUUCCGCACCACUUCUGCUCCCAAGCAUCCACCACUAUCUGGUUCCUGAGCGGUUAAGGAUGACACUUUCUGUUGUACAAUGAACUACACUAUUGUUUGAACUAAGAUAUGGUCCGGAAAAAGAACCCCCCUCUGAGAAACGUUGUUAGCGAAGGCGAGGGCCAGACCCUGGAGCCUAUAGGUACAGAAAGCAAGGUGUCUGGAAAGAACAAAGAAUUUACUGCAGAUCAGAUGUCAGAAAAUACAGAUCAGAGUGAUGCUGCAGAACUGAAUAAUAAGGAGGAACAUCGCUUGCAUGGCCAAGAUUCAUCCUCUAGCAGCAAGAAGGGCCCCAAAAGCUCCAGCCUGAGUGAGAAGGCUGGCUUCAAUUAUGAAAGCCCCAGUAAAGGAGGAAACCUUCCCUCGCAUCCACAUGAUGAGGUGACAGAUAGAAAUAUGUUGGCUUUCUCAUCUCCAGCUGUGGGGGGAGUCUGUGAGCCCUUGAAGUCUCCUCAACGAGCAGAGGCAGAUGACCCUCAAGAUACGGCCUGCACCCCAGCAGGGGACUCAUUGGAGACGAAGGAAGAUCAUAAGAUGUCACCAAAGGCCACGGAGGAAACAGGGCAGGCGCAGAAUAGUCAAGCCAAUUGUCAAGGCUCAAGCCCAGUUUCAGUGGCCUCCAAAAACCCACAAGUGCCUUCAGAUGGGGGUGUAAGACUGAAUAAAUCCAAAACCGACUUACUGGUAAAUGACAACCCAGACCCGGCACCUCUGUCUCCAGAGCUUCAGGACUUUAAAUGCAAUAUCUGUGGAUAUGGUUACUAUGGCAAUGACCCCACAGAUCUGAUUAAGCACUUCCGAAAGUAUCACUUAGGACUGCAUAACCGCACCAGGCAGGAUGCUGAGCUGGACAGCAAAAUCUUGGCCCUUCAUAACAUGGUGCAGUUCAGCCAUUCCAAAGACUUCCAGAAGGUCAACCGUUCCGUGCUUUCUGGUGUGCUGCAGGACAUCAAUUCUUCAAGGCCUGUUUUACUAAAUGGGACCUAUGAUGUACAGGUCACUUCAGGUGGAACGUUCAUUGGCAUUGGACGGAAAACACCGGAUUGCCAAGGAAACACCAAGUACUUCCGCUGUAAAUUCUGCAAUUUCACUUACAUGGGCAACUCCUCAACUGAACUAGAACAACAUUUUCUUCAGACUCACCCGAACAAAAUAAAAGCUUCUCUCCCCUCCUCUGAGGGUGCAAAACCUUCAGAGAAAAACUCUAACAAAUCCAUCCCUGCACUUCGAUCUGGCGAUUCUGGAGACUUGGGAAAGUGGCAGGACAAGAUCACAGUCAAGGCAGGAGAUGACACUCCUGUUGGCUACUCGGUGCCCAUCAAGCCCCUCGAUUCCUCGAGACAAAAUGGUACAGAGGCCACCAGUUACUACUGGUGUAAAUUCUGUAGUUUCAGCUGUGAGUCCUCUAGCUCACUUAAACUGUUAGAACAUUACGGCAAACAGCACGGAGGAGCACAGUCAGGCUGCCUUAAUCCAGAAUUGAAUGAUAAGCUUUCCAGGGGCUCUGUCAUUAAUCAGAAUGAUCUAGCCAAAAGUGCAGAAGGGGAGCCAAUGACCAAGGCAGACAAGGGCUCUAGUGGGGCUAAAAAGAAGGAUUUCUCCAGCAAGGGAGCAGAGGAUAACAUGGUGACCAGCUACAAUUGUCAGUUCUGCGACUUUAGAUACUCCAAAAGCCAUGGCCCUGAUGUAAUUAUAGUGGGGCCGCUUCUCCGUCACUAUCAGCAGCUCCAUAACAUUCAUAAGUGUACCAUUAAACACUGUCCAUUCUGUCCCAGAGGCCUUUGCAGCCCAGAAAAGCACCUUGGAGAAAUUACUUAUCCAUUUGCAUGUAGAAAAAGUAAUUGUUCCCACUGUGCACUCUUGCUUUUGCACUUGUCUCCUGGGGCGGCUGGAAGCUCAAGAGUCAAACACCAGUGCCACCAGUGCUCGUUCUCCACCCCUGAUGUAGAUGUGCUCCUCUUCCAUUACGAGAGUGUGCAUGAGUCCCAAGCAUCAGAUGUCAAACAGGAAGCCAAUCAUCUGCAAGGAUCGGAUGGGCAGCCAGCUGUCAAGGAAAGCAAAGAACACUCAUGUACCAAAUGUGAUUUCAUUACCCAGGUGGAAGAAGAGAUUUCCCGACACUACAGGAGAGCACACAGCUGCUACAAAUGCCGUCAGUGCAGUUUUACAGCUGCUGAUACUCAGUCACUACUGGAGCACUUCAACACUGUUCAUUGCCAGGAACAGGACAUCACUACAGCCAACGGCGAAGAGGACGGUCAUGCCGUAUCCGCCAUUAAGGAGGAGCCCAAAAUUGACCUCAAGGUCUACAGUCUGCUCAAUCCAGACUCUAAAAUGGGAGAGCCAGUUUCUGAGAGUGUGGUGAAGAGGGAGAAGGUGGAAGACAAGGACGGGCUGAAGGAGAAAGUUUGGACCGAGAGUUCAAGCGAUGACCUUCGAAACAUGACUUGGAGAGGGGCAGACAUCCUGCGAGGCAGCCCGUCAUAUACUCAGGCAAGCCUGGGGCUUCUGACGCCUGUGUCCGGCACCCAAGAGCAGACCAAGACUCUAAGGGAUAGCCCCAAUGUCGAAGCUGCCCAUCUGGCACGACCUAUAUAUGGCCUGGCUGUGGAGACCAAGGGAUUCCUGCAGGGGGUGCCAGCUGGCGGAGAGAAGUCCGGGCCCCUCACCCAGCAGUAUCCUGCAUCGGGAGAAAACAAGUCCAAGGAUGAAUCCCAGUCCCUGUUACGGAGGCGUAGAGGCUCGGGUGUUUUUUGUGCCAAUUGCUUGACCACAAAGACCUCUCUCUGGCGAAAGAAUGCAAAUGGCGGAUAUGUAUGCAACGCGUGUGGCCUCUACCAGAAGCUUCACUCGACUCCCAGGCCUUUAAACAUCAUUAAACAAAACAACGGUGAGCAGAUUAUUAGGAGAAGGACAAGAAAGCGCCUUAACCCAGAGGCACUUCAGGCUGAGCAGCUCAACAAACACCAGAGGGGUGGCAGUGAGGAGCAGGUCAACGGAAGCCCCUUAGAGAGGAGGUCAGAAGAUCAUUUAACUGAAGGUCACCAGAGAGAAAUUCCACUCCCUAGCCUGAGUAAAUACGAAGCCCAGGGUUCAUUGACUAAAAGCCAUUCUGCUCAGCAGCCAGUCCUGGUCAGCCAAACUCUGGAUAUUCACAAAAGGAUGCAACCUUUGCACAUUCAGAUAAAAAGUCCUCAGGAAAGUACUGGAGACCCAGGAAAUAGUUCAUCCGUAUCAGAAGGGAAAGGAAGUUCUGAGAGAGGCAGUCCCAUAGAGAAGUACAUGAGACCUGCGAAACACCCGAAUUAUUCACCACCAGGCAGCCCUAUUGAAAAGUACCAGUACCCCCUUUUCGGACUUCCCUUUGUACAUAAUGACUUCCAGAGUGAAGCUGACUGGCUGCGGUUCUGGAGUAAAUAUAAGCUCUCCGUUCCUGGGAAUCCGCACUACUUGAGUCAUGUGCCUGGCCUACCAAAUCCUUGCCAAAACUAUGUGCCUUAUCCCACCUUCAAUCUGCCUCCUCAUUUUUCAGCUGUUGGAUCAGACAAUGACAUUCCUCUCGAUUUGGCGAUCAAGCAUUCCAGACCUGGGCCAACUGCAAACGGUGCCUCCAAGGAGAAAACGAAGGCACCAUCAAGUGUAAAAAGUGAAGGUCCCUUGAAUGUAGUAAAAACAGAGAAAGUUGAUAGAAGUACUCAAGAUGAACUUUCCACAAAAUGUGUGCACUGUGGCAUUGUCUUUCUGGAUGAAGUGAUGUAUGCUUUGCAUAUGAGUUGCCAUGGUGACAGUGGACCUUUCCAGUGCAGCAUAUGCCAGCAUCUUUGCACGGACAAAUAUGACUUCACAACUCAUAUCCAGAGGGGCCUGCAUAGGAACAAUGCACAAGCGGAAAAAAAUGGAAAACCUAAAGAGUAAAACCUUAGCACUUAGCACAAUUAAAUAGAAAUAGGUUUUCUUGAUGGGAAUUCAAUAGCUUGUAAUGUCUUAUGAAGACCUAUUAAAAAAAUACUUCAUAGAGCCUGCCUUAUCCAACAUGAAAUUCCCUUCUUUUAUUCUUUCUUUUGAUGAGUAGGUUACCAAGAUUAAAAAGUGAGACAAAUGGUCAGUGAGAAACAAACGAAAAAAAAAAUGGAAGAUGGUAAAUAGUCAUGUUUUAGAACCUAGCAAGUCAGAACCAUCUUGGCGAAUGUGUACUGUGGAAACGGUCCAUAAGAAGUAUCUCCAGACUCUAUUAUGUUUGUAAAGGAAGAGAUCAAAGCUAUCUCGAAUUUGAAAGGGUUUACAGAUUAUGAUACUAAUGCAGUAUUGGGCUGGCCAUUGGUCCAUUUGUUCACCAACCCAUAAAUUGUUGCCUAAAUUUAGAAGUAUCAUGAAAUCCUAGGCAGAUGAGGAGAAAUCUAAUCUCCAGGGCAGUGAAAGGAAAAUGGCGCCUCUUACAUCAGUCUCCUCUCAUUGACGGUGUUUCGGAUUUAGACCUAGAAAUGUGAGCUGUGGUUAGGCUUGGUGAGAGAGCAGUGAGGAAAGUGACAGACGGUGGCACAGUGAUUUGGGCCAGCCCUGCCUGUACAUACACAUGCACACCCUCUCUGAUAUUUUUGUCCUUUAGAUGUUCAGAUACUCCUUUCAAAAACAGUCCUUUCAUUUGCAGUUUAGGUUCAUUCUGUCCCAAUAUAUAUGCCUUUUUAAAAACAGUGCCCUCAGUGCUUACGUAGUAAUUCUUUUCUUUAGCCAGAUAUUCCUAUCUUGUAUGUGAUGAAGCAGUUUGGAUUUGUUUUUUUAAGCCUCCUCUUGGUCACCGAUCUCACUUGGCACAUUGUAACUAAAGGGAUCCCCCUCAGUUCAAAAGAUUCGAUGGAUAUAAAAGUUCAGACCAUGGGCUUAACUUGUUCAGAAUACAUGGUAUUUCUCCAUAAGGUAACCUGCUGUGUUUUAUUUAUUUCCUUUUGGUUAAAUAUAAUUUCCAAACUUUGUGGCCAGGCAGCGUCUAAGGUUACGUUACCACAGACUGAUAGUUGGUAUAUGUACCAGUCACUCCCUUCAUUAGAUUUAUACAGGUUUAGUUAAGUAGCAUUAAAUAGGAUUCUUAGAAGUAUAUCUUCAUAGUACUUUUAAUACUUCAGGCUUUGUAAAACUAUCCAUGAAGGGAAAACUCCUCAGCAUAACUGCUCAGGGAAAUAGGGCUAAAUAACUAAACAUUAAAUAAUUGGUUAAAGGUGCUGUUAGUCGAGCCUCAAUGCUUGCUACAAGGAUGUAUGUACAAGGACUGACUUUAAUAAUUUGCAUUAUAUUGUCCCAACCAGUAGUUUAUUUUUUGCCACGGAGAUGUAGAAGAUAUUACAAGCUACUGGAUGCACUGUCAGAUUAACUUAUUUCAUUAAAGAAGUUGGGAGAACAAAUAGGAAAAAAAAACUUAUUUUUCUAGUAAAUAUUAAUGUAUUACAUUUCAAAUAAUGGUGCCUGACAUAUUGAAUAAUUAUUUUCUACAGUGUACGUAUGCAACAAAGAUAUUCCAUCAUGCAUUAGAGUCAGUUCUGGCUCUGCCUAGCUGUUUACAUUUGCAAAUGUAGCAAACAAGGAAAUGAAGCAACUAUUUCUAUUGCGGUAGAUAUCUUUUGUGUGUGUGUGUGUGUGCAUUAAAGUUGUAAACGGUAACAUGAAACAAAUGAAAGUUCUUGAUAUAAUGGUAUGGAAAACAAGAAGGAAAUGAAAAUAUUUUUAUGCCUACUUAGGAAAAAAAAGGGUAGCACUAUUCAUUCCAAGUACUUUCUUUUUUUUUAAUUUUUAAGCUCUUAACUCACAUUGUUAUGCUUAAAAUGAUAAACAUAUAUCCUCUUUUUAUUGCUUUGUCUAUGUUUCAGAUGAAACAUUUCAGAAAUUAUUUUGAUAAGUGCUGCUGGAACCCGCAGCACUGAUGUUUUUAUUGCGUUCUGUAGCCGCAUUUGCACUCAUUUUUACAUAAUUCCCAGUCGCUUUGUUAUUGUUUUUGUUUUGUUUGGGUUUUGUUUCUUUUUCCCAGUGCCAGGUCUUUGUUUCUUAAAGUUGGAUGGCAGGUAGAGUUCAACCAGUUUGUGACUGUCGUAGUGAAUGAAGUUAAAAUGUCUUUUUGAUGUGUUGUCAUUUCCAUUCUUGCAUUUUUUUUGUUUGUUUGUUUUCAUGUAAAAAAAAAAAAAAGGAGAGAAAGAGACAGAAAAAAGAAAUCAGGACUAAGCCUUCAGCUUCAGUUUCAUUUUUAAAGGGCCCUAUUCUGGUCUCACCUGUCCAGCUCUGAUAUUCACAUAAACUGAAAUGAGGAGGUGGAAUGAGAAGUUCUAACAUUCAAAUUAUGUGAUGAGAAUUUUAUCUUUCUUAGGAAUUUCAAUGAAUGCAUCUCAAAAUGUACAGGCAGACUUGAGAGGUGGCCAUGAAAGAUCUCAGAAAGAGAGGAGAUUUCCCAAACAACGAAACAAUGUUUCAUUUUCAUUUUCUUAGUAAAAGGACUUAGUAACGAAGUGCACUGUGGCAAUCCUUCAGCAUCAUUACACGUGGACUGCUCAAAUCAGUAAAAUGCCAGAAGUUUGGUUAACUUGGGUAUGACUUUUUGGGCAAAGCUACUCGGUAGACAAUUUCUCCAGUGUGUCGGACACAAACAGGUUGUUCAUUUUUGGCAUGUAUUCCUUCUGUUUUUUGUUUUUGUUUUCUUUUUUCAACUGAUUUUUGUUUUCUCAAGACAGACAUAGUAGUAACGAUUAGCAUUGGAAAAUACAUAUCACUAUUCUUGAAAUAUUUAUGGUCAGUCUACUUUUGGUAGAAUAUUCUUGGAUAGCAUUGACACGAUAGAUCUUCUUCCAUAUUCUUUUAUUAUUAUUUUAUUUUCAUUUUUGUUGUCAUUAUUAUACGUAUUUUGAUGGAGAAGAGGUUGGGCUUUUUUUAAAAAGAUGAAAACUUACUGUGACACUAAAAUACCCCUGUUUUUUGACUUCUGAAAGCCUUUGUUCCAUCUCACAAAAUAUAUUACAAAAGUGGUUGGUUGUUAUUUUAAUUUGGUUUUAAGGUUUCCAAAUGAUUUUGCCUUAAAAUGUGAUAUUAAAUGAGCUAUUUAGGUACUUAUCCUUUUUUUUUAAGGACUUUCAAGAUGAUUUAGGAUUUUCCCCUCUUGGAAAAGGCUUCCCCUAUGAUGAAAACUAUAUGCCAGCUAAAAUUGUAUACCAUUGAAAAACUGUAAGUCUUUUGAAAUUACUUGUCUCUAUUUUGAAUCAAGUUUUGGGUCAAAUUUUAGGUCAGGACCAGCUCAUGCAUUCAUUCUUCCUUUUCUUACUCUUUCUUUCUUCCUCUCUCACCCAUAUAUUCAUACUGUUGUUUGGGAUAGAAAAAUCAUGAGCCAGCCCACCUUGGAAGGAUGUGGAUUGAGAGACACUACAGGACUCUAAGUGUAUGAGAAAAGGAUGGAGCUCUAAACCUUAACAUGUUAACUCUGUAGUUCAAAAGGAAAAGAGUGUGCCCAUUCUUUCUACAUGACAUAUUGAGAUGUUCUUUUAAAAAAUCAACUUUUAAGAUAGUGAUGUUUUAUUCUAAACUGUUCUCUUUUAGUAAAGGUAGAUUUUAGAAAACAAGCAUGGGGAUUCUUUUCUAAGGUAAUAUUAAUGAGAAGAAAAAAAAAGUGAUUAUCUUUAACAGCUCUUUGUUGAAGCCUGUGGUAGCACAUUAUGUUUAUGAUUGCACAUGUGCACAUAAUCUAUUAUGAUCCAAUGCAAAUACAGCUCCAAAAAUAUUAAAUGUAUAUAUAUUUUUAAAUGCCUGAGGAUAUACAUUUUUCUCAAUAAAUCGAAAAGUAUCAAUACUGCUAUUAAAAUAAUUAUUAGCCUUCUGCUGUGUGGCUGCAAAACAUCACAGGGUGACCUGUCUUGAGACUUCUGAACUGCCUGCCUAUUUAGUUAGUGAACAUUAGCGCAAUUCUAGAGUGGGGAUAUCUGUCAUCCAGUGGUGGAAACAUGGAGUAAAGAAGCUAGUGGUCAGUUUCUGUGCUGUAUGCCAGCCUUUUCCCUACAGUUUACAUGAGCUCACGGUCUUUGGGUUGAGGGUCAUGGCAAAAAAUGCAAGGCAUCUUUGGUAAGCAAGUAGGUGAGAGCUUGCUGACUGUCCCUAGAUCACAGGAGAAAAUGGUGGAAUUGAAAUUCAACCAGAAUAUGAAACAAAAUAUGCUAACCAAAGGUAGGUAGUGUCAGGUGGAAUUCUAUGAGUAGGCAGCUGUAAAUGAGAAAAGGUAGAAAGACAUGCAUUGGGACUUUGAAGGGCUGGGUUAUUUUCCAAAAGAAAGACUUGGCCAAGGGCAGAGGGAUGGCUUAUUUGGAGAGCACUUCCUUUUGGUUUUCCAUUACUGUUUCAUAGCUGAUUCACACGUUCCUGAUAGCGGUGCAAUUGUUGAGAAAUCAUCCACAAUUAUUUGCAGUAAUUAAGACCUCUGAAAGAUGCUAGGGCAGAAGUGUGUCAAGUCAGGGAUGAAGAAAAUGUGAAAUUCAACAUUGAUCCACACAUGGAAACUGGAUAAUGUGUGGUUCUCUUGAAAGGAAAGGUAGAGCUGUAAGCUUCACUCCGUCCUACACCAGAGAAAAGCGAGAGUAAUUUUACAUGGAAAUAACGUAUAGCCUUCAUCAGAGAAGAUGGUCCUUCAGGACCCAUAAGUCCCCAAACUGGAUCCUGAUUCUACCCCUGGUUGUUUUUCAUUAUAUGACCUGCAGCAAAUCACUUUUUCUUUUCGUUCCUCAGGUUCCUCACCUGUAAAAUGGAAAAAAAAUAUAUUAAUAAUAAUAAUAUUAAUAAUAAUAAUAAUAAUAAUAAUGGUAAUGUAGUACUUGUUUUGUAAAGCACUUUGAGAUCCUUGGUUGAAAGGCACCAUGAGAAUGCCAAGUAUUAUUAUAUGGCCAAGGGGCUUAUUUAAACUCUCAGUUCCCAAGGGCCAGAAAAGGUUGGGGUCAUGUUUCUUAAAAAAAUGAGCUGUAAAUAUCAUACCAGGCAGCCUAUAGUGUUGACUAUGAAGAGGCAAAACUAUUACAAGGCUGAUAAAACCAUAGUUUCUUAAUGGCUACCAACAAGGCAAAUAUCACAGUAAGAAAUGCCAAAUUCCUUAGGGCGGACUGUUUGACAACAUGGAAUUGGGGGGGGGGGUGGGUGGGACGGGGUUGGGAAACAUCUCAAAAUGCCAAUGUAAAAUUAACUUACAGCAAUAUUCACCAGCAGAAAAUGUCUUUCAUACGGAAUGAUUUCAUGUUGCUAAGAAAAAAUUCAAUUUGUAGUCCUGAUUUGAAUAUUAGAAUGUUGGCUAUAAUAGUCUGUUCUUACAACACAUGGAAUUUUUUUUGUUUUAUUUAAUUUUGUUUUCAUAGUGCAUGUUCAUUUCUACUCACAAACAUGUUCUUGGUGUAUUUCUUAUGCAAACAAUCUUCAGGCAGCAAAGAUGUCUGUUACAUCUAAACUUGAAUAAUAAAGUUUUACCACCAGUUAUAUAUAAUGGCGUUGGUAUGGUUUAUAUGGGUUCACUUUCAUGCACGUAGAAAUAGGAAACACAGACCAUUGUGACAUAUAGACAGGCUCUGAUGAGUUGAGAUGGUGAAAUCAAAUCACCAUUCUCAAAAAUAAGACUAAGAUUGAAAGGUCCUGGAGUCUCUCAGCUUGUUUUGCUUUGCUUUUUUUUUUUUCUUUAACCAAUCUUUUAUUGAUAGAUCUUGUAUAAAAGAAAAAAUAUAUAUACUAGUUUCUUGAGGAGGGUUAACAAUAAAAAUUGUGUUUAUUUCAAAAACA
Messenger RNA from Acinonyx jubatus (cheetah), 15540 nucleotides. RefSeq names its product transcriptional repressor GATA binding 1 (gene TRPS1). The coding region runs from base 5836 to 9681 and encodes 1281 amino acids. Gene Ontology annotation, cellular component: nucleus. The record is from RefSeq and is a predicted model, not a curated record. NCBI's taxonomy places the organism in Eukaryota, Metazoa, Chordata, Mammalia, Carnivora, Felidae. Gene Ontology annotation, biological process: regulation of transcription by RNA polymerase II. The transcript is spliced from 6 exons. Gene Ontology annotation, molecular function: zinc ion binding; DNA-binding transcription factor activity; RNA polymerase II transcription regulatory region sequence-specific DNA binding.